Molecule: messenger RNA, 1677 nt
Organism: Didymodactylos carnosus
Lineage: Eukaryota; Metazoa; Rotifera; Eurotatoria; Philodinida; Philodinidae
Source: the annotation of a GenBank genome assembly
AUGGGGCAAGUUUUGGAGAGAACACCAUCGCUUAUUGAAGAGGCAUGGAAACGAUUAACAUUACGCAAGUCAGUGGAUGAUAUGCAAAUUGAAAUCAAUGAAAAUCCGCUUAAUCGACCACUGAAUUUUUUUCAUUUGAACACACUGGGAUUAGGAGCAAUUAUUGGUGCUGGUAUAUUUAUCUUAAGUGGUAAUGUAGCUGCAAAUUUUGCUGGACCAUCGGUGAUUAUUUCAUUUUUAAUUGGUUCGCUUGUAGCUUUUCUCGCAGCUUUAUCGUAUGCUGAAAUGGCAUCGAUGGUACCUAUAGCUGGAUCAUCCUAUAGUUAUAUUUACACAACAAUGGGUGAAUUUUGUGCCUGGUUAAUCGGCUGGAAUCUGUGUUUGGAAUACACAUGUGCUGUUGCUGCCGUCAGUGUUGGUUGGUCAACUUAUGUAGCAUCUUUUAUUGAAUUCAUUGGUAAUACCAGUGCUGAAUAUCGAAUUCUAAGUGCACCAAUCGCUUGGAAUAAUACAUCAGAAAAUUUUUAUUUGACUGGAGCAUAUUUUAAUUUACCAGCAAUUCUUAUUGUGGUAGCGUUAGCAGCUUUACUAGUGUAUAAUAUUGAUGUAUCAGCCACAUUUAAUAGUAUUAUUGUUGUGGCGAAGAUUAUUAUAAUACUAAUAUUUAUUUUCACGGCAAUCAAGUAUAUUGAUCCGAAAAAUUAUCUUCCAUUCAUUCCUAAAAAUCAGGGUGGAUAUAAGUACGGCGUUGAAGGGCUAUUUCAUGGCACGACUGUUGUAUUUUUUGCAUUCAUUGGUUUUGAUGUUAUAACAACAGCCGCACAGGAAACAAGUAGAAAAUCACAAAAUAAAUUACCAAUUAGCAUCGUGACGUCGUGGGGAAUAUCAACUUUACUCUAUAUUGGAUUUGUUUCGGUUUUGGUUGGUGUUGUUAAGUACGAUAAGCUGGCUGAUGAUCCAAUAGCAGUUGUUUGUCGAGCAAUGGGUUUAAGAUGGCUUGAAAUUAUGGUUGAUGUGGGAGUUAUUUGUGGUUUGACAUCAGUGAUAUUGGGUAAUUUAUUCGCACAGUCAAGAAUAUUGUAUACAAUGUCAAACGAUGGUUUACUCCCAAAAAUUUUUGGGCAUGUACGUCAUCCAAGACAAAACCAAAACCCGGCUCCAAUGCCGGGUCCGGGUGUACCAUUUGCUGCCCCAAUAUGUAUAGGUACCAUCUGUGCUGUACUCGCUGGUUUUCUUCCAAUUGAUUUUCUAGCUGAAAUGACAUCAAUUGGUACAUUAUUUGCCUUUUUGUUGGUUCACGUAGGAGUAUUUAUAAUGCAUUGGACACAUCGUGACAUCAAACGGUUUAAAAUCCCCAGUAAGACAUUGUUCAUACCCGUUAUUGGUGUAUUGACUUGUGGCCUAUUAAUGAACUCCAGUACAAAAUGGGCAAAAAUAAGAUUUGGCGUUUGGACAAUAGCUGGUUUAAUUAUUUAUUUUUCGUAUAGCAAAAGAAGAUCUAAAAUGUGGAAUACACAAGAAAAAAGGGGUCGGGUAGUGGAACCAAUGGAUAAUACAAAUGCCUUACAUGAGCUUGUAAUAGAUUGGAGAGGAAUACCAAAACAACCUUUUGAAGCCGUCUCUAUUGUAGUUGAUAUGAACUUCUUGCAUGCGACAAUAACAACAGCAGUUGAAUGA